Messenger RNA from Micropterus dolomieu (smallmouth bass), 2403 nucleotides. RefSeq names its product LUC7-like (S. cerevisiae) (gene luc7l). The transcript is spliced from 12 exons. Gene Ontology annotation, biological process: mRNA splice site recognition. NCBI's taxonomy places the organism in Eukaryota, Metazoa, Chordata, Actinopteri, Centrarchiformes, Centrarchidae. Gene Ontology annotation, molecular function: mRNA binding. The record is from RefSeq and is a predicted model, not a curated record. The coding region runs from base 381 to 1418 and encodes 345 amino acids. Gene Ontology annotation, cellular component: U1 snRNP; U2-type prespliceosome.
CCUGUCGUCAUUUCCCUAAUGUUAAACGGAAACUGGCGAGUCCAUGAAAUAGAGAAAAGCUGCGAGAGGUGAUGCUUGGACGAAUAAAUAAUCAAAUAACCUGACAAAAAUACGAAGGGACUGUUUUCAGUUGCUUGAUUGUUAUAUAGCGCCAUCGACGGAAGACCAACAGCAAUGUCUGCCCAAGCUCAAAUGAGAGCUUUGCUCGACCAGCUAAUGGGAACAGCGAGGGAUGGUUCAGUGUAUCUUUGCCAGCCUACAUCAAUCUGCAAAGGAGUUGCAGAAAAGCCUCAUGUUCAUCGAGCCGUAUGGGCAAGAAAACUGUUCCCAUUUAUACUUUUCUACAGCGGGUUUAAAAUUCUGCAGCUGAGGUCUUGAAGAUGCAGAAGGGGGAUGAGACGCGGCAGAGGGUGAAGUUCACCGACGAGCGAGUCUGCAAAAGUCAUCUUCUAAACUGCUGUCCACAUGACAUCCUGUCUGGAACUCGAAUGGACCUGGGGGAGUGCACGAAGAUCCAUGACUUGGCACUUCGGGCAGAUUAUGAAAUUGCCUCCAAGGAGAGAGAUCUGUUCUUUGAGCUUGACGCGGUCGAUCACCUGGAGUCAUUCAUUGCCGACUGUGACCGGAGGACAGAACUAGCCAAGAAGCGCCUGGCUGAGACCCAAGAAGAGAUCAGUGCUGAGGUUGCAGCAAAGGCAGAGAAGGUUCAUGAACUGAAUGAGGAAAUAGGGAAGCUCCUGGCCAAGGCUGAGCAGCUUGGAGCCGAGGGCAACGUUGAUGAGGCCCAGAAGGUCCUGCAGGAAGUGGAGAAGGUCCGCACUAGGAAGAAGGAUGCAGAGGAAGAGUACAGAAACUCCAUGCCGGCCUCCAGCUUCCAGCAGCAGAAGCUUCGGGUGUGCGAAGUCUGCUCUGCUUACCUGGGUCUCCAUGACAAUGACCGUCGUUUGGCCGACCAUUUUGGUGGGAAGCUUCAUCUGGGCUUCAUUCAGAUCAGAGAGAAACUGGACCAACUAAAGAAAACUGUGGUCGACAAGCAGGAGAAAAGGAACCAGGAGCGCUUAAAGAGACGAGAAGAGAGAGAGAAAGAGGAAAGGAUGAAGAAGAAGACCAGAUCACGGAGCAGAGAGCAUAGAAGGUCCCGUUCUCGUGACCGGAGAAGGAGACGCUCGCGCUCCUCAUCACGAGACAAGCGCCGUUCUCGCUCACGCUCCAGGGAGAGGAAGAGGAGGCAUCGCAGCCGAUCCCGCUCUCGCAGCCGAGGACACCGUCACAGCCACGAGCAGAGCUCCAAACACAAGUCGUCCAGGGACCGAGAGCGCUCAUCCAGAGACAGGUCACGGGAGCGCGACAGGCGAGACGGUAUGAACGGCAGAUCGGACUCCCGCCGGGCAGACGACAGGGACAUGGGGGACCUCUAAAGACCAAACUCGGCAUCUAUCACGACACACAACCUCCUCCUGUCUCUCUCACCUGUCUGUCCAUUUAUAAUAACCUAAUGUUACACACAGUCCUGGCCUUGACCCCAUUGUUCUCCCGCCUGCCUCCUUUGUUUGCUUUAACAGUUAAUGCAGCCGACCCAGAGUGUACACGUACCUGAAAUACUAUGGAUUAAAAUAUCUAGCAUCCAGAUAUAUUGGAAGAUUGCAUUGAGAUAGGGGGGAUUAGUUAUUGAUCAGCAGUGGAGUGUAUUGUGACCCACAUCUGUAAUUUGGUGGCUGUCUGUAUCCAAUACAUGUCUUGUUAUAAACUGCCCUACAACAGAAAAAGUGACCAUAAACUGAUGGUCUGCUGGGCUGAAGCAUAAAAUGUAACUGAUCUGCGUCUUUUAUCAUUAACCGAAGGUCUUUUGAUACACAGUCUGUCUGUAAAUAUGGUUUGGGCCCACUGAUUGUAAAGGUCUGAAAGGCCUCAUCCUGUCGAGUUGUUUUGUUUCACCAGCUCCUGGUAAACAGCACUUGGUGUUUGAAAGUUCCAAGUAUUCGUAUUAACCUAAUUUCCCUCAUUAUCCUUUUUUUUUCCUUUUUUUUUUAACUAUCAAGUUGUAUUUUAUGCUGUCAGUAGUGAAGGGAAUCUAUUUGAUUGAGAGUUUGGCCAGUGCUUGUUUUGAAGUCUCUUGUUUCAGUUUGUUUCGAUCUUGAUUUUGUUUAUUUAAAAUAAUGAAAAUAAAUGGUUCCUCCAAAGUUAGUGUCGGCAUGCAAAGCAGUAGGUUCAGAAAUUAUACAGUGGAAAUUCAUUGCUAUAACUGUACAUAACCUUUUGUUAGUCGAGACAUGAGUUGAAAUUUUGACCCAAACAGAUUUUAAUGGAUGCAUUGCUUUACCUAAUGUGUGAAGUCAUAUCUGUUUAUGUUCUGCUGGAAAUCUUUCUUUGAAGUCUCUAAAUAAAAGAAAUCCCAACAUUUUA